AUGUUCACUCUACCAGAAUUGAAGUCUGACAUUACUGUCAAUGUCAUUAGCGAUGCUAAGAAAUCUGAAGCCAUUCGCCGUCCAGUUGAGCCAGUCGGUAAGCACUUUUUGCACCACGCUCAAAGAACUUUGAGAAACCACACUUGGUCUGAAUUCGAGAAAAUUCAAGCUGAGCAAAAUGUCAAGAGAGUCGACGAGUCCAACACUGACCCAGAUGAGGCUCUGUUCGACGACGAAUUGGCCGAUGAGAGUCUAUUGGAACACGAUCCAAGAGAUUGGAAGACGGCUGACUUGUACGCCGCUAUGGGUCUGUCCAAAUUGCGUUACAGAGCCACUGAGAAUCAAAUUAUCAAGGCUCACAGAAAGCAAGUUUUGAAACAUCAUCCUGAUAAGAAGUCAGCUUCUGGUGCCGGUUUGGAACAGGACGGUUUUUUCAAGAUCAUUCAAAAGGCCUUCGAGACCUUGACCGACAACAACAAGAGGGCUCAAUACGACUCUUGUGACUUCAACGCUGACGUUGAGCCACCAAAGAAGGGUACUGAGUAUGAUUUCUUCGAAGCAUGGGGUCCAGUAUUCGCCGCAGAGGCGCGUUUCUCGAAGAAGAAGCCAGUGCCUACCUUGGGUGAUUUGAACACUCCGAAGAAAGAAGUCGAGCAGUUCUAUUCAUUCUGGCAUAGAUUCGACUCCUGGAGAACUUUUGAAUUCUUGGACGAAGAUGUUCCUGAUGACUCUUCCAACAGAGACCAAAAACGUUACACUGAGAGGAAGAACAAGGCUGCUAGAGACAAAAAGAAGACCGCUGAUAAUGCCAGAUUGGUCAAACUUGUUGAGAGAGCGGUUAACGAGGAUCCUCGUAUCAAGCUCUUCAAAGAAGAGGAAAAGAAGGAAAAGGAGAGAAAGAAGUGGGAAAGAGAAGCCGGUGCCAGAGCUGAAGCUGAGGCCGCCACAAAGGCUGCUGCUGAAGCCAAGGCUAAGGCUGAAGCUGAAGCUACUGCUUCUGCUGCUGCCAAGGUUGACAAGAAGAAGGCCAAGGAAGCUGCCAAGGCCGCUAAAAAGAAGAACAAGAGAAUUGUUCGUAACGCUGCAAAGGAAGCUGAGUAUUUCGGUGAAGCUGACAAAGCAGCUGCCAUCGAAGAGCAAACUGGAUUCAUUGUUGAUAGCUUGGAUGACGAACAAUUGGUUGCUGUCGCUGAAAAGAUCAAGGCUGACCCACAAGCUGCAAAGCAAGUCCUAAAGGACGCUUCCCAGACUUUAGUGGACGCUAAGAAAUUACCUGCCAGUGUGCUUUCAUACUACUUAUAA
This is a messenger RNA of Torulaspora delbrueckii, 1302 nucleotides long. It is a transcript of the gene ZUO1, whose product is annotated as zuotin. Lineage: Eukaryota; Fungi; Ascomycota; Saccharomycetes; Saccharomycetales; Saccharomycetaceae. The record is from RefSeq and is a predicted model, not a curated record. The transcript has a single exon. Gene Ontology annotation, cellular component: cytosol. The coding region runs from base 1 to 1302 and encodes 433 amino acids. Gene Ontology annotation, biological process: regulation of translational fidelity; 'de novo' cotranslational protein folding. Gene Ontology annotation, molecular function: ribosome binding; Hsp70 protein binding.